Messenger RNA from Exophiala aquamarina CBS 119918, 1233 nucleotides. RefSeq lists its product as uncharacterized. NCBI's taxonomy places the organism in Eukaryota, Fungi, Ascomycota, Eurotiomycetes, Chaetothyriales, Herpotrichiellaceae. Gene Ontology annotation, molecular function: zinc ion binding; DNA binding. Gene Ontology annotation, cellular component: nucleus. The transcript is spliced from 3 exons. The record is from RefSeq and is a predicted model, not a curated record. The coding region runs from base 1 to 1233 and encodes 410 amino acids. Gene Ontology annotation, biological process: DNA-templated transcription.
AUGCCAAUUUCACCUACGGUUACGGGCUUCAGCACCGUAGGAAAUUGGCCAGAUGCAUCGGUUGGUCUUCUAAGUGACUGUGGGGCUCCACCGUCCACAGAUAUGGACGCAGACCUAGCUUUCUGGACAUCCUUAGCAGGUUGGGAUGACUCAGAACUGGAAUUGCCUCCGUUCGAGCCAGGUCCACCUUACCACCUGGCGCCAAAUCCAACCCCUUUGAAUAACAGAACUGUUGACGUUUACGAUUUACGAAUGCCGACGGAGGUCGUUCAUGAACUGAUCGAUCUGUUCUUCGAGCGCAUCCAGUGUUUCCUACCACUUUUUCACCAGCCGAGAUUCCUCCAUAGAUUCAAAAGCCUGACUGAUGAGACUUCGGGCUAUUCGAUCCUGAAAAAAGAAGACGCUUUCAUUCUGAAUGGUGUCAUGGCGAUGUCUUCCCGGUUCUCUAACUCACCGUUCUUCGACAACAUGGCACCGUGCACAAGGGGUCAAAUCUUUGCUGCAAAGGCACGCGCUCUCUACGAUGUAGCUUUCUCCCACGACUCUCGCUGGCAGCCGUCGUUAGCACUACUUCAGGGCUGUAUUCUAUUGUCAUUUCAUGAACAAACAAAUCGGCCCUCGACGAGCUCCUGGUUUCUCAUCGGUUCAUCCGUCCGGCUCGCGUUGGAGCUAGGCUUGAACAAUAUUGACGCUGAAAAGGACGAGUUACAAGUCGCGCAAAGGACUCCUGACGAGUGGGUAGUCACGGAAGAAAAAAGGCGCGCCUGGUGGGCUGUCUGGGAGCUGGAUGUCUUCUCUUCCACAAUUUUGAGACGCCCUUAUUGCGUCGAUAAGGAGCACAUGGCCGUCUUGCUACCGAUCCCUGAUACCGAAUGGUUUGCCGACACCCCCGUUCCUUCCACAAUGAUCAACACCAACACAGCACAGAUCUGGGACACACUACACGACCAUCUGCAUCUCGGUGCUCGAGCUUGGUUUCUCGUGUCCACUUUUCUAAUGGCCAGAGCAAAUGAUUUCCUCUUACACACGGAUACAACGUUAGAGGAAAUAAACACGUUCGAAGCAACUCUCAAACUUUUCAUGCUCUUGCUGCCACCGGAGUACGACCUGACUCCGGCGGGGUUUCCCUUCAACGAGAGAAACUUUGCCUCUUAUAAUUGGAUUAUCUCCAUGAUCGUGAUGCUACAUACGUAUGUCGAGACUCGCCGUACCAUCGCGCACUACAAAACAUAA